This is a messenger RNA of Exophiala viscosa, 1094 nucleotides long. RefSeq lists its product as uncharacterized. Lineage: Eukaryota; Fungi; Ascomycota; Eurotiomycetes; Chaetothyriales; Herpotrichiellaceae. Bases 120 to 1010 code for a protein of 296 amino acids. Gene Ontology annotation, molecular function: acetylpyruvate hydrolase activity. The transcript has 3 exons. The record is from RefSeq and is a predicted model, not a curated record.
GGGCAAGCGAAAGGCCCCACAUCCCAUUGAACUGUCCAGAGGUACAGCACCAGCAGUAUCUUUGAUGAUUUCUACAGGCAACAAUACAUUCCAAGGCUUUUUGAACACCAAUUUUGAACAUGAAGGUACCCUGGACUCGGCUGAUUCGCUUCGUCAGCACUGACGGACAUGUUCUUCGCGGCGAGCCGAUACUGCCCAGCGAGGACUUCGACCUCGGAAAUGUCACAGAGUCCGAUCAGUUGAAAGCGAAGGUUAUCAAGGGUGAUGACCCCUUAGACACGACUGGGAAAACCGUUGUGAGCGAUGAAGUUGUCACGGUGAAGAAACUGCUCGGCCCACUAGCCGCAGCAGAGAUACCGAUUCUCAGAUGCGUCGGGUUGAACUAUGCGAAGCACAUUAAGGAAGCAGGACGGACACCACCACCGUUCCCUUUCAUCUUUUUCAAGCCAAACACUUGUGUGAUCGACCACGAGGCUCCGGUCGUGAUACCGAAGAUCGCACAGGACGAUCAAGCGGACUAUGAAGGCGAGCUGUGCAUUCUCAUCGGCAAGGACGCAAAGGAUGUCUCCAAAGAAGAUGCCCUCGAUUACGUCGCGGCAUAUACGGCGGGUAACGACAUAUCGUCCCGCAAGUUGCAGCGCAAUCCGGAGUUUGCGGGUCGUGUGCCGCAAUGGGGUUUCUCGAAGGGCUUCGACACGUUCGCGCCGCUGGGUCCAGUUCUCGUGGCGUCCGAACUGGUCGGGGAUCCUGCGAAACUGCAUCUCAAGACCAUUGUCGACGGCGAGACAAGGCAGGAUGAGAGCGUCACUGAUUUGUGCUUCGACUGUGCCUAUUUGAUCUCAUAUCUGAGCCAGGGGACGACAUUGCAAAAGGGGAGUGUGAUCAUGACGGGGACGCCUGGAGGUGUUGGAGCGGGCAUGAGUCCUCCGAAGUAUCUUGUUCCUGGGACGAAGAUGGAAAUCCAGAUCUCAAAGAUCGGGACAUUGAGAAACCCGGUAGAAUUCGCAUAAAAGAUCAUUGCAUACGGAAUAUCUCUUGAGAGAUUGCCGUUGUGCAGCUUAAGCCAUAGAAAACUAGAUUCAUACCUCUGCGAG